CACGAAGAAAACUUUUAGGAUAUUCAACUAAAUGCCAAAUCAAUAAAAUCAUAAAUUUUUGAGAAUGGAUUUUCAGAAAUUCAAUGAGUAUGAGCAACGUGAAGCUAAAAACUUUAUUCUUCUUGAAAAAAGGGAGGAUUUUACAACAAAACAAAAAAGGUCGCAAAUAUCAUCUCAUCGAAAUCAAAACAUCCAGAAACAAGUGUCUGAUAUAAAGCCUGUCCCAAGAAUAAGAUCAGCCUCGACGGGGAGAGACAAACGAAGCGAAUUUUUGGCUAGAUAUUGGGCUUUUCUAUUUGGUAAUUUACAACGAGCUAUUGAUGAAAUCUACAAAACAAUUGAAUAUUACGAAAAUGUUGAGUCUUGUCAGGAAGCAAUAUUAGUGCUUGAAAACUAUAUUCGUGAGUUUAAAGCAUUAGCUAAUUUCUUUAAAAUGUCUUGGGAUUACGAAAAAACACCUAAAAGACCAUUGUCUGUAGCUUGGGAAAUUCGUAAAACCAAUGCUGUUCCACGAGUUCGCAAUCGAAAUAGUCCAGCAAUGUCUGGAAAAUCAUCACCAAAUUAUUCGGGAACAAGCAGUCCAUCAUGUAACUAUCCAACAAUCGAGGAAAAUAAAAAAGUUACAAACAGAACUAAAAAUACAGUGAAGGAUAGUUUAGUUGUUGAAAUGGCUAGUGACUCAUUGUCUGCGAAAGAGAAGAAAUUUGAAGAGCUUGUUGUAUACUUGAAGGAAUCGUGUGAUGAAGAAAAGGAAUCACUAUCAUUGCAAAAGCCUAAAUCACUAUCAUUAGAAAAUUUAAAUCAAGAUCACGAUUUUAGAUUAUUGGUUAUUAAAGACGAUGCUGCUGUUCAAACUGAAGGAAUGAUUGAUGAUAAUCUCACACUUCAAGAGUAUAUCGAGAAAUAUUGUGCUCCAAAAAUUGUGUCGCCAAUAGAAGUGCCAACUUCUCAAUAUGAAAGCAUCGACGAUAAUAUCAAAGUUAUUCAACAGGAAAAAAAUCAACCUGAAGAGGAUUUGGUAAAGAAAGAAGUUGAAAAUAGAUCAAAAACGGACGUUAUUGAGGAACAUAAUGAAAAUAAUUUAGAAUCCGAAAAAUGCACAAGUAAAUCACCAUCACCGACUUUACCCAUUGAAAAAGUCACUCCUUUGUCUCAAAUUCUUAAACCAAUUGAAAAAGAAAAGCCAGUAAUUGCAGUUCAAUUAAAAUCAAAAACUCCAAUAAGAGCUAAUUACUCAUUACGCAAUCAAACAAUAAAUCACCGAGUUCCAGAUAAAGUGGCACGAAAACCAACCACCAGCGCACAAGUAGUAAAUCGAACAAGUCGUGCUCCAAAAAUAAAUAACAUUCCUGCCAGAAAUUCAGUAUUAAAUAAUAAUAAAGGUAACAUUGCCAUUAUUGAUAAUGUGCAGAAAAAUCACUUUAUUGGAAGAUCAAAAACCAUGAUUGAAAUCUCUAAGAAAAAGCCUCUUAGCACUAAAGCGGGUGAACUUCAGAAGAAAAAUUCUACAGAAGAUAAUACAGAUAGCUCGUCUUCGACACUUAAAGCUAGCAUCGAAAAGUUAGGAUCCAAGAAUAAUUUAAAAGGCAGCAGUAAUAAAAUUGCAAAAAGAUCAGACUCGAAAAUUAGCAAUGAUGGAGAAUGGUUUAUUGUUAAAAACAAGAGACGUUCAAGUUGGGCUAAUUCUCGUUUUGACCAGCCAAGUGCAUCAUCAAGUUUGCCGACUUUAACAUUACUAAAUGAAAACUCUGAAGAUUCUGAUAAGGAACCAACCGCUAAAGAUAAAAAAGCUAUAUCUCGUGUUGAGUCAAAACAAGCAUCCAAAACAAAGCUACAGGAGAAGGAAAACAAAACAAAAGCAAAGGUAGCACCAAUAACGAAACAACCAAUUCCGCCUAAAGUUAAACCAGUCAUUUUAUCUCAAUCGAAUAAAAAAAUGGUAUCGAAUGUCAAAGCAAAAGUUAAUAGUAAUCCGCCCAAAAAAGCAGUAGUUACCGAAAAAUCUAAACAACCACUUGUGAGCAAACAAAACCAACAAAAUCAGCAGCUUCAAAAUAAUACUAUUAAGAGACAAAAAUCGGAUAUUACAGGAUUAAAAAUUAAAUCCUUACAUAAAGAAUAUUUACGUAAUGAACGAUCAGGAUCUGGUAAGAAGAAAAAGGAUAAUGUUAAUGAGACAAAAGUUGAUAUGAAUACUCAAACUGUUUUGAUAUCCCAAACAAUUGACGAGUUGUACUCGGAAUUAGGAAACAUGAAAAGUAAGACAAAAUUUAUCAAUGGAAUAUUGUCCAGUUGUGAGGAAAUUGAAGAAAGAGAUUUAGAAUCGGAUGACGAUCAAAAAAAAUUAGUAGAAGAACAAGAAAAUCUAGAGAGGCAAAUUCGAGAAUUAGAAAAUUCAAUUGAUACGGAUAUUGAGACAGACUGUGAAGCUAUUCUCUGUGAUUUAGACGAUAAUGAGAGCUCUGAAAAUAAUGAUUUAGAGUCAAUUAAGGAUUCGACAUUUGGAGAUGAAAAUAUUCCUUUAGAAAUGAGAUUAGAAAUGCGAUAUGCUCCUAUGUUAGCUGAAAUGUCUGUGCAAGAGCGAGAAGAGACUUUGGCAACUUUACAGGAAUUCUUUAAACGCGAUCCUGGUAGGGCACAGAAGUUGCAUCAAAAAUUGUCAUCACCUUCAAGACGUAGAUCUGUAAGAGAAACUCUCAAAAAGUAUCAAGUGAAGCAUAGUAGAGCAUUAGAAAAACGUAUUACGAUUCAGACACAGAAGGCUCAGAAAAUUCAACAUCUUAUACAAAGAGUUGAGCAAGUAAAGGCAGCUAGAGAUCAGCUUAUUGAAAAUCGUCGCCUGAAAAUGGAAGAAAAGUUACAGAGGGCAACAGAAAAUCGAGAAAAUUUCUUAAAGAAUAAAAUAAGGAAAGCGCACGACGAGGAAGAAAAACUCAAAGAAAUCGCAUUUAUUAAGAACUUAGAAAUGCAAAAUAAAAUGCUGGAUUUUAUCGAGUCAUGCAAAGAGCAAGAAGUUCGAAGACAAGAUUUAGAGCAAGAAAGACAAAAAAGACAGACUGAAAAACUUGCAAAGGAAGCAGCUGUAGAGCGCAGGCGAUUAGAAAUUGAGCUUGAACGAAAGAAGAAGUUAGAGAGAAUGGAUGAAACACGUCGUGAACGAGAACAGAGAGUUGAAAAAAUACAGGAGGAAAAGGAAAAGUUACGACAAAAUAUAGCAAAAGAGAAGCAAAGAGAUCGCGAUAAAAGACUCUUAGCUAUACAGCAACAGCAAUUACAAGAUACGGAGGAACUGCAACGUAAAAUAACGAAAAAGCAAGAAGAAUAUCAGAAAAGAUAUGAAGAAAAUUUGGAGCAUAUAAGGCAUCGAGCUUUUGAAUUGGCACAACAACGAAGUCCUGAUGAUAACAAGUCACAAAAUGAUGAAGAUGAAAAUUUAGAAAACAUUGAAAGAACUCGAGAAUCCAUUAAAAAUGCCAAAAAGAAGAUGAAGAAAAUCAAGGAAAAGUUUAAUCAUCUCAACGAAACAUAUUUAGAAGAGCUUCCAGAGUUAGCAACCAAUCAUCGAAAGCAAUCUCAAAUUCCAAAACUUUUGAAUGCAAUAAAGAAAACAUUAAACAAUGGAUCAGGAAACAACCAAUUGGGAACGGAAAGACCAUGUGGACAGAUUAUUCGUAUAAUUGAAAAGUCAUCGAUCGUAGAUUUCCAUUGUAUAUGGUUAUUAGACGGACUUGGAACUUUAGCUUCAAUUAUAGAAAAUGGAUUACAGCCUAACUCAGAUAUUUCCCGUGUUGCUGUUAUUAAAGCUAUACAAUUGUAUCGAAAUGCAAGCAGUAGUUGCAAACAAAUUGCUCAGCAUUCAAUUUUAGGCGGAAGUUUUAUCAAAUUACUUGAUGCCUUAAUUUAUACAUUAAAGAAUCCAGAAAUUGAACUCAAAAAGACUCCAAUGUGCCCAGUCGAAGUAUCUACUGAAAUAUUUCUUGCUCUCACUGUUGUCUUGUCGAAUUUAAAGUUAUCAACAAGUGAAAAUGCUGCAGUUAUUUUUAGCACACGUAUCGAACUUCUUCUUAGCUAUAUAACAGCAUCGGGAAUUUUAGAACUGAUUACAAAAAAGUGCCUGAAAGUGCGUGAGCCAAUUGAGAAUCAACAGAGUUUACUGCUUCCGCUGCUGUCAAUGAUGGGACUCUUGACGAAAAUCACUGAAAUUUGCCCAAAAAAUAAGUUCGACUUUUUGUCUUUGGUCAAAUCAACAGAAAUAUUUGGAACCAUAACAUUACUUUACAGAACGAUGAGUUUUGGUGAAAAUAUUCCAAAAAGAACUAUUUCAUUAGCCGGCUCUUGUUAUGGACUUAUCAAAGCAAUUGCGUUGCUUGACAUUAACUGUUUUCAGCAAAUUCUAAAUGAAGAUAAAUUAACAUUCAAGUUUCUCGACGUUAUCACCAUCUUACUAAAUUAUUGUGGUCCAAAAUUGUGUGAGAACGACGAUAAAGAAAUGAAGGCUGUGAUUAGAGAUUUGGUUGUAAUACUAGGAUACUUUUGUGCAAAUCAUAAAAAGAAUCAGAAUUUAUUAACAUCGGAUCAAUCAUGCAUUAUUUUGAAGUCAAUUACGAAGCUGCCGAUUGAUUUAGCACCUGUGUAUUAUCCUACACUUCUAACCAUCAUAUGGGAAAAUGCAGAAGCAGAGGAGAAACUCGCAAAAGAUUUUGAUAUCCAAAUGCUAAAGGAGUAUGAAAAGUCAACAAUUGCAAAGAAGAAUCAACUUUUACACAUGCUGGAAAUUUAAUGCGAAAGUAAAAACCAAACCAUUGUGAUAUUGUUUGCACCUUAAAUAUCAAUGUAAACUUUUUUACACGAAGUCAUCGGUGCUUUGAAAAAUAUUUCCCCAUUACAAUGCCUUCCAUCAUACUACGUCCUUGCAAAUUAAUUGAAUUUACUUAAUAAUAUUAUUAUCAGGAAAUAAAUAAUGAUUCUCAAUUUUAAAGUGUUAAUAUCUCAUUAAAGAAAAUUUCCAUCAUGUUUUUUUUUGUUUUGCUAAAUUAUUAAUUAUUUUAAUUUCUCACUUUAUGUUCCUAACUCAUAUAUUUUUCUUUUGUUUUUUACUCACAAUCAAUUUGAUUCAUAAUAAU
Molecule: messenger RNA, 5123 nt
Organism: Chironomus riparius
Lineage: Eukaryota; Metazoa; Arthropoda; Insecta; Diptera; Chironomidae
Source: the annotation of a GenBank genome assembly